AUAACGAAAAAAGAAAGAAAAAUUCUUUUUAGUGAAAAAAACGUAACCCAACGUCGUGUAUUUAAAAAAGAAGAAAAGUUUUUAGUGCAUUUUAAAGCAGUGUCUAACUACUACGUGCUCUCUCUCUCGCUCUCCUUCACUCUACUAAAGUGUGCCUACGUGCGUGUGUGUUUGAUAUAGAAAAUAAUUGUGUGAUUUAAUGAAAAAAAGUAUAAAUAUUUUUAGCUUUUUUUAAAAUUUACAACAAUCCUUUAAAAAUAAUUUAAACAAUUUUGUAUUGCUCUCUCUCGCUGGUUCUCUCGUGUGAAAGAACUUUACAUAAAUAACAUUACAACCCCACAACCAGAUCCACCAAAUAAAAUUUAAAUUUUGAAAUAAAAUUUAAUUCUAACAAUAAUUAAAAAUUCUCCAACACCAAAUUAUAGAAAACAAGCCCACAGGACAAAAACAAAUCUAUUUUUUAGCAAUAAAUAAAAAACAAAAUUUAUUAAAAUUAAAAAAAAAACAAAAAUAUAUUUUUGUAAAUCAAAACCAAAAUUGCUGAAAAAAUAACCAAAAAAACAAAAUUCCAUUCACAGUGAUAUUUGCAAAAGGCAAAAAUACCAAAAAUCAACCUGCAAUAUCACCAGCAACAGCAUCAACAUCAUUAAUCAACGUUAGUAGUGGAACAGUAGUUCUUUAACACUUUCUUUCCAAACUGAUAUGGCGGAGGGUUUAAAAACGCUCCUAGAAGCUGCUCAAUAUAUUGAGCGGCAGGAGAAAUUGAAUUUAUCACCACAGGCCACAGCAAUACCGGCAAUACUCAAUGAGCAGCAACGUUUCAUAGUGCAUGCGUAUGAUGCAACAAUUGCCAACAACAAUAAUAGUAAUACCACAACAACGACAACAACUAAUGGCCAUCAUAAUGGUGUUGGUGGCGGCGGCAGCAUAAACAUACGCAAUUCAAAUAUAAGACAUGGCAAUGCCGGUUCAUUACAAGUGUCAUCAUCAGCCCCAGCUGCUGCUGCUCCAUUUCAACAUAUUAAUGGACAUCAUCACAAUCAUGCUAGCAGCAAUAACACCGCCGCCGCCAAUUCCUCCCUUCUACAACAGCAAACAUCAACGGUAUUAACUAACGGUACAAAUAGUGCAUCCGCCUCAUUAACAACAAAUGGACAUCAUCAUCACCACCAUCAGAAUAAUAAUCAACAUUCUCUCCAUCAUCUUAAUCAUCAAAGUAGUCAAUUAUUAAAUGCAAAUCAUCAUGAUUAUGAAUUUAAUGGUAAUAGCAAUGGCGGUUCUGCUGGUGUAACGGUUUUGGCCUCAUCGCCUUCUUCUUCGUCGGGGACAACAAAUGGCAAUUUACUGCAGCAAUUAUCUUUAAAUGGCAGGUCCAGUGAAGGUCGCAUAUCGGAAGAUGCAAACAACACCAACAACAACAGUAAUGAUAAUAAUACCACUGAUACUAAAAACACCUCAUUCAUGUUACUGACCAAUUCCACCUCAAGCAAAUUGUUAAAAUCCUCAUCAAGCUCAUCAUUGUCGCCACCCAUACAAAUGGCAACAGAUGACGAAGAACCAGAAGAUGUCACAAUGAUGAAAUCUAAAACAGCUGCUGAGACUGCGGCGACGGAUGGUGGCAAUAUGUCCACAUUUACUUUAAUAGGUAGAAAUGGUGAAAUUAUAGGAAAUGCUGCUGCCAGCAAACAAAUGUUGUUGGCAAAUGGCAUACGCAUAGCGGCUCCCACAGCCACUAUAGGCCAAGUAACGCAGCAACCGGCCACAACACAAGUGUCCCUGUCUAAGGCCAUUAAUAUACCUUUUAAUAAUAAAAAUAUACCCCUCAUAACCGGCUUUCCCUAUCAAUUAACUCCAACAUCCUCGUCGCCGUCAACGUCUCAGCAAGCACAACAACAAACCGCCAAUGGCGGUAGUUGUAUGGUUUUAACUAAUCGCCCAAAAACUUUUAUACCCUUGACACCGCCACCCAUGUCGAGUAGAAAAUUUGUUGAACCCACACAAUCACGUAUACGAAGUUUCUCACUAUCCUCCCAUAAACUUUCAGCCAACCAGCAUCAUCAGUUGCACAAUGGCAACAACAGCAACAGUAUGAUGGUCGAUGAAAUACCACCAACGCAACAGCAUCAUCAUAGUUUCGGUACAAACUCAUCGUCCAGUCAACACUCGACUUCUAGCCAACACUCACCGCCCCGUCAUGUGUCGUCCUCGUUGGGAGCCUCAUCGGCUGGCAGUCAUUAUAUGCAUAUGCUUAAUGCUGCUGGUGGACAGCAGUCAGCGGUAGGAGCCGGUUCAAAUCAUGUAACACAUGCUACGCCUAGAAGGCGUACCAUUAGUUCCACAAGUAAUGGGGCUGGUACCCGUGAAGUUCAUAAUAAAUUAGAAAAGAAUCGUCGUGCCCAUUUAAAAGAAUGCUAUGAAGCAUUGAAAAAUCAAUUAUCUUUGAAAGAUGAAGAUCGCAGAAAAACCUCCAAUUUAGCUAUAUUGGGUGAAGCUUUAAAAUGUGUCCAAACUUUCCAAAAACGUGCUCAAGAACUGGAAGUUGAAUCGGAACAUUUAGCGAAUGAGAAAAUCAAUUUACAAAAACGUAUUGUUAGCUUAAAGCGUGAACUUGGUCCAAAGUAUGAACAAAUGUUUUCGGGAUUAGGUAUUUUUUCUGAUAUCGAAAUUGGUAGCAUUCCAAAUGAGAGAGAAACAAUAAAUGAUACACAUUCUCUUUCAUCUGGACGUGGCAGUACAUUGUACAGUUCAUCUAGUUCGCUAUCAAGUGGCGGCAGUAAUGGCAGCAGCAGUGGUGGCAGCGGCAGCAAUACAAUGUCAUCACCAGUUGGUGCUGGUUUACAAACUGCAAUGCCCACAACAAUAUCUCCUGUGAUAAAUAAAAUCAACCACAACAGCAACAACAACAAUAUUAAUUCUACAUCACCAAUAUCAAUUAAUAGCAACAGUAAUGUUGUCAUCCAACAACAACAGCGUAAAAAUCCCACAAUUACUACCACCAUACAAGCUGUAGCAAUUCCUACUCAGGGUGGAGGGGGAGGAGGUGGCAUUAGCAGUCCACCAGCUGGUAGUCCUACGGCCCUUGUUACAUUUGGUAGCAGUCUACCAUUAUCAUUGACAGCCAAAAAUAUAUCAGCUACUGCUGUAACCCGUGGUUCACCCACACCCUCGACACCCUCACCGUCGCCGUCCUCAUCGAGUGGUGUCUCUUCGUCAUCGUCAUUGAUCUCGUCAUCACCUCCAAUUAAUGGGGUGAUUAAUAAUGGUCGAAAUGUGACCGUUAACAUUCCUAAUGGUUUGAAAUUGCAAGCAACUGCUGCUGUUGCUGGAGCUGGUCUAAAUGGUAACGGCAGCGGUGGUGGUAUUGCUGUAAGCAGCCUUAUUGCAGGUGGAAUUGGAAAUGGAUCGACAGCCACAGCUGCCGCAACAAUAUUGGCUACUUCAGCACCCGCCCAAGGAGUUAAUAAUACAAAUAAUGGUAAGUUUCCAAAAAUAAAAAUUCUUUCAACGAUAAACUGAAUACAUAGACUAGAC
Messenger RNA from Lucilia cuprina (Australian sheep blowfly), 3531 nucleotides. RefSeq names its product probable serine/threonine-protein kinase nek3 (gene Mnt). Gene Ontology annotation, biological process: regulation of transcription by RNA polymerase II. Lineage: Eukaryota; Metazoa; Arthropoda; Insecta; Diptera; Calliphoridae. The record is from RefSeq and is a predicted model, not a curated record. The transcript has 8 exons. Bases 703 to 3516 code for a protein of 937 amino acids. Gene Ontology annotation, molecular function: protein dimerization activity; DNA-binding transcription factor activity, RNA polymerase II-specific; RNA polymerase II cis-regulatory region sequence-specific DNA binding.